This is a messenger RNA of Gadus chalcogrammus (walleye pollock), 631 nucleotides long. RefSeq names its product voltage-dependent calcium channel subunit alpha-2/delta-2-like. The transcript is spliced from 3 exons. Lineage: Eukaryota; Metazoa; Chordata; Actinopteri; Gadiformes; Gadidae. The coding region runs from base 239 to 631 and encodes 130 amino acids. The record is from RefSeq and is a predicted model, not a curated record.
GCCGUGGCGUCAGUGCAUCUGUGAGCCUUCGAAUCGCCUGUCUCAUUCGAGCUGCCACAUUCUCCCGUUACGUUUCCGAUUGAGAUCUUCCAAGCCCCCGAAGUCUCAAGACAUCUUCGGCGUCGCCCCCCACCCCCAAAUACUUUUGGAGCUCGACGCUAUUCUUAGAUCAGCAGUAGGACACUGUUCUUCCGGUCCUCUUUGUAUUUACUCCAGUUUAUUGAAUAUUUAAUGGAAAAUGGCGAUCUGCGCUCAGUCCUACGGUAUCUUGUGUGUCUUCUCGAUCCAAACUAUACUCCUCAUAUGCGUCUCUACACCGACCGCGGGGAGCCACCUCUUCCCCCAGCAUUACACGAUGAUGCACUGGGCUGGGCGUAUUGAGAAGGAGCUGGAAAAGGUUCUCCAGCAUGUCACCGGCAUACAGCAGAUGAGAUCGAUUUACAACGAGAAGAAGAGCCAGUUUGAGAUCAAGAGGAACAACCCCAAGGACCUGGUGGAGAGGGUGGCCAGGGACAUCUCCAAGCUGCUCAACAGCAAGAGGAAGGCCCUGGAGGUACAACCCACACACAUGAACACACACAGACGUGAACACAUGUACAUCGAUACACCUAUACGUACCCAGCACAAAUGA